UACAAUAAACUUCAUAUUAUCGGUGAUUUUCGGGCUGCAAUUACAGUAAAAAUGUCGUUCAAAGUGAUAGCUAGGUGUUUCAAUACGCUGACAUAUGUCGGAAGCUACCAGAAGAUCAGAGGCAGACCAUACAGAUUAUACUGUGCAGCAAUACUUGGCUCGGGCUAUGUAGCAUACAAUCAGUUCAAACAGAACCAGGCUGAAAUGAAGGAAAUCAUGCAGCUGAAGAACUACAUGGCUGAACCCAUCACUCCCAAGGAUCAACUGGAGAAAAACAUGGAUGAUAUGAAGACACAGAUGGAGUUGCUUAUCAUGAGGAUACAGGCGGAGUUCUGUCGCGCCUUAGAACAGGAGGAAGACCGGGCAUGGGAGGAUGAGAAAACAGCCGAUGAAUAUGAUUUUGAAAAUGAUGUAUUUUUAAUAUCUCCGGAAGCAAAAUUCAAAGUGGACAGGUGGCUUCGUAAGGAAGGAGGAGGAGGCAUCACUUGCGUGCUGCAAGACGGACGCGUCUUCGAAAAGGCAGGCGUCAACAUAUCCGUGGUGUCUGGCACUCUUCCUCCGGCGGCAGUUCAGCAAAUGAGGAGUAGGGGUAAAAAGCUUGAAAACUCUGAGCUGCCGUUCUUCGCGGCGGGGGUCAGCGCCGUCAUCCACCCUCGCAACCCCAUGGUGCCCACCAUACACUUCAACUACCGGUACUUUGAGGUCACAGAUAAAGAUGGUGUCCAAUGGUGGUUCGGCGGCGGCACGGACCUGACACCAUACUACCUGAACGAGGAAGACGCGGUGCACUUCCAUCUGACACUCAAACACGCCUGCGACAUGCAUGAUGAAACAUACUAUGAUAAAUUCAAGAAGUGGUGCGACGAUUACUUCUACAUUCCCCACCGAGGCGAGCGGCGCGGCGUCGGCGGCAUCUUUUUCGAUGACAUAGACUCGCCCAAUCAACAAGAAGCAUUUAAAUUCGUCAGAUCCUGCGCUGAAGCUGUCAUUCCUAGCUAUCUACCUAUCGUAAAAAAACACAAAGAGGACGCAUACGGCUACUACGAGCGCCAGUGGCAGCUGCUCCGGAGAGGCCGCUACGUGGAGUUCAACCUCAUGUAUGAUCGCGGCACCAAGUUCGGGCUGCACACGCCGCAGGCGCGCUACGAGUCCAUACUCAUGUCGCUGCCACUUAAUGCUAAAUGGGAAUACAUGCAUGAAACGAAACCAGAUUCGCCUGAAGAGAAGCUAUUGAAAGUCCUGAAAGAGCCCAUCGAUUGGUUAAAGACAAAAAAAGAGCGGGCCGCAGCAUGAAACAUUAAAUUAAAUGGGUAGUGGGUUCAAGAAUCACAGUGUAAACGACGCAUCAUGUAAAAUACUGUUUUAUAAAUGUUAAAUUAUACAUUAUUAAAAAAAAUUGUAUUUUUCU
Messenger RNA from Helicoverpa zea (corn earworm), 1408 nucleotides. It is a transcript of the gene Coprox, whose product is annotated as oxygen-dependent coproporphyrinogen-III oxidase. Gene Ontology annotation, cellular component: cytoplasm; mitochondrial intermembrane space. The transcript is spliced from 9 exons. NCBI's taxonomy places the organism in Eukaryota, Metazoa, Arthropoda, Insecta, Lepidoptera, Noctuidae. Gene Ontology annotation, molecular function: coproporphyrinogen oxidase activity. The record is from RefSeq and is a predicted model, not a curated record. The coding region runs from base 52 to 1293 and encodes 413 amino acids.